Molecule: messenger RNA, 906 nt
Organism: Mycena indigotica
Lineage: Eukaryota; Fungi; Basidiomycota; Agaricomycetes; Agaricales; Mycenaceae
Product: GATA-type domain-containing protein
Exons: 3
Coding region: 1-906 (301 amino acids)
Biological process (GO): regulation of DNA-templated transcription
Molecular function (GO): zinc ion binding; sequence-specific DNA binding
Source: RefSeq, a predicted model, not a curated record
AUGGCUGAGAGCGCCAACCGCAGCCCCUUGCGCGAAACACCCGCGACAGACAGAGACCCGAGCGUGGACCCGGCGGCGUAUAGCAACUUUGCGCGCGCGAAGGAGGAGAACUUGAAGGGCGGGGAGGAGGGAGGGGAGAAGGGCCCGAAGCCGGGGAUGGUGAAGGCGCUGUCGUUGCCAUCGAUCGCUACGCUUGUGGGGCCUGCCACGUCACCAGCGCCAGCGCCAGCGCCAGCGCCAGGCACCGACACCCCACCGCCAGUAACAGCGCCCCCGCAGUUCGUACACGACCCGCGCUUCCCGUACCCCGUCUUCAUCUACGCCCACCCGCCCCCACCUAACGGUGCUUACCCCACUUAUGACGAGCGCGGCGUCCCGAUUCCACACCCCUACGCGUACAUGCCUUACCCGCCCAUCGCCCCCGGCCAGGCCCCCGCUGGUGGUGCCGUUGGCGGUGGCCCCGUGCAGAGCGGGCCGGUGGUGACGACGGACGACGUCGCGGCGAAGCUCGGCCCGCUGGUGCGCCGCCGCUGCUUCAACUGCUGCACGACGGACACGAGCACGUGGCGCCGGAGCACGCUGAGUCCGGGCAAGGUGCUCUGCAACAAGUGCGGCCUCUUUGAGCGCACGCAUUCGCGCCCCCGCCCCGAACAGUUCCCCCACAAACGCGUUUUCCGCCCCGUCGACCCGUCCGCUGCGCCCCAUGCCCAGGUCCAGGCUGGCGGGUACCCCACCGCCCCAGCUGCAGGCUACACCGUCCCAGCACACGCGCCGCUGCCAGUUGCGGGCCCAGCCCUGCCGAAUGGCCGAAAUGUCGAAGCUGCGCAUGACGCGCUGGACCGCGACGCGGAGGGCGAGUACGAGAACCCGACCGUCGGUGUACAGCAGGUAAAGGGAGAGGCGUGA